Messenger RNA from Protopolystoma xenopodis, 948 nucleotides. The record is from the annotation of a GenBank genome assembly. NCBI's taxonomy places the organism in Eukaryota, Metazoa, Platyhelminthes, Monogenea, Polystomatidea, Polystomatidae.
AUGCUUUUGCUCGCCCCCGCUGGCACUGGAGCUGGUGGUGGUGGUGGUGGUGGUGAUGGCGGUGUUACUGGUAGUGACAGUGCUGAUGGUGGUGCUUGUGAUACAGCUUUUAAAAGUGCGUCUGCUGGUGCUAGUGCUGAAGGUGGUGCUGGUUGUGCUGGUCGUGCUGGUUGUGGAGUUGGUGGCGGUGGCGUUGAUGGUAGUGCUGAGGGUGAUGCUUUUGAUAGGGCUAGUGUAACUGGUGCAGGCGGUGCUGAUGAUGCUGAUGAUGCUGAUGAUGCUUUUGCCAGUGCUUGUGCUGGGGUAGGUGGUGGUGGUGGUGUUGGUAGUGGUAAUGGCAGUGCAGUUGGUGCUUUGAACGGUGUCUGUGCUGGCUUAAGUGGCGAUGGUGAUGGUGAUGAUGGUGGUGGUGGUAAUGGUAGUGUUGGGAAUGAUACUUUUGAUAGUGCUGGUGGUGCUUUUAACAGUGUUUGUGCUUGGGUAGGUGGUGGUGGUGGUGGUUGUAGCAAUGGUAGUUGUGGGGGUGAUGCUUUUGAAAGUGCUGGAGUAACUGGUGCUAAUGGUGCUGGCGCAGCUGGCGGUGCUGAUGCUGCUGGUGAUGCUUUUACCAGUGUUUGUGGUGAACUAGGUGGUGGCGGUGGUGGUGCUGGCAAUGGUAGUGCCGGAGGUGAUGCUUUUGAUAGUGCUGGUGUUGCUUUUAGCAGUGCUUGUGUUGUGGUAGGUGGUGUUGAUGAUGCUGGUGAUGCUUUUACCAGUGCUUGUGCUGGGGUAGGUGGUGGUGGUGGUGGCAAUGCAUCUGGUGCUUUAAACAGUUUCUCUGCUGGCUUAAGUGGUGAGGGUGAUGGUGAUGGUGGUUGUAGUGCUUUUACCAGUGCUUGUACUGGGGUAGGUGGUGCUGGAGGUUCUGGCGGUGCUGAUGAUGCUGAUGAUGCUUUUACCAGUGUUUGA